This is a messenger RNA of Procambarus clarkii (red swamp crayfish), 771 nucleotides long. The record is from RefSeq and is a predicted model, not a curated record. NCBI's taxonomy places the organism in Eukaryota, Metazoa, Arthropoda, Malacostraca, Decapoda, Cambaridae.
AUGGGCCCACUCACACUAUACACUGGUGGUGGGCCCACUCACACUAUACACUGGUACUCUAGCAAGGGUGUGGCAGACCCUCAGCCUUCCUCUAGCAAGGGUGUGGCAGGCCCUCAGCCUACCUCUAGCAAGGGUGUGGCAGGCCCUCAGCCUUCCUCUAGCAAGGGUGUGGCAGACCCUCAGCCUUCCUCUAGCAAGGGUGUGGCAGGCCCUCAGCCUACCUCUAGCAAGGGUGUGGCAGGCCCUCAGCCUUCCUCUAGCAAGGGUGUGGCAGACCCUCAGCCAUCCUCUAGCAAGGGUGUGGCAGACCCUCAGCCUUCCUCUAGCAAGGGUGUGGCAGGCCCUCAGCCUACCUCUAGCAAGGGUGUGGCAGGCCCUCAGCCUACCUCUAGCAAGGGUGUGGCAGGCCCUCAGCCUUCCUCUAGCAAGGGUGUGGCAGACCCUCAGCCUUCCUCUAGCAAGGGUGUGGCAGGCCCUCAGCCUACCUCUAGCAAGGGUGUGGCAGGCCCUCAGCCUACCUCUAGCAAGGGUGUGGCAGGCCCUCAGCCUACCUCUAGCAAGGGUGUGGCAGGCCCUCAGCCUACCUUUAGCAAGGGUGUGGCAGGCCCUCAUCCUACCUCUAGCAAGGGUGUGGCAGGCCCUCAGCCUACCUCUAGCAAGGGUGUGGCAGGCCCUCAGCCUACCUCUAGCAAGGGUGUGGCAGGCCCUCAGCCUACCUCUAGCAAGGGUGUGGCAGGCCCUCAGCCUACCUCUAGCAAGGAACGUUUAUAA